This is a messenger RNA of Gilbertella persicaria, 1623 nucleotides long. RefSeq lists its product as uncharacterized. Gene Ontology annotation, molecular function: alpha-tubulin binding. Gene Ontology annotation, biological process: protein folding. The record is from RefSeq and is a predicted model, not a curated record. The transcript has 9 exons. Lineage: Eukaryota; Fungi; Mucoromycota; Mucoromycetes; Mucorales; Choanephoraceae. Bases 1 to 1623 code for a protein of 540 amino acids.
AUGGCAGCUAUUCCAGAUAAAGUGCGUAUUGGUUCUCGUAUUCAAGUGGGUAAAGAUCGCGCUACGAUCAGGUUUAUAGGAUCAGUACCUGGAUCUAAAGGAGAGUGGUUAGGUGUUGAAUGGGAUGAUCCCAGUCGUGGUAAACAUGAUGGGAGUCGUGAAGGUGUUCGUUAUUUUGAGUGCAGGGGGUCAACCUCUGGAUCAUUUAUACGCUAUCAUCCCGAGAAAAUUUUGCUCGGCGUCACUUUUCUUGACGCGUUAAGAGACAAGUACUUGGAACAAGAUGAAUUGACUAGAAUCAAAGGAGAAGCAUACGAUAAAUCAAAAGAUCGAGGUGAAUUGUAUCUUGGAGGCAAUAAGCAAAUUGUAGUAGAGACAUAUGGUUUUGAAAAAAUCCAACGGUUCCAAAGUAAUCUCAGUAGGCUCAAGGUAGUGGGAUUGGCUGAACAGCUGGUUCAGUCGGCAGAUGCUCCAGAUCAAAUCAGUGAAGCCAAAUUGACCAUCGAAGAUCUAGAUUUAUCUCGGAAUCUUAUUUCAGACUGGGAGACUGUUUCUCUUAUUGCUUCACAACUUCCUCAACUUGUUAUAUUGCGUCUCAAUCAUUUGCGAUUCACAAGUCCACCCAGAGAGGGAUUGAGUCUGCAUAACCUCAAGACAUUGGCAUUGAAUUACACUGCCAUCAGCUGGAAUGAUAUCCAAUUACUUUCUAGUUCUUUACCAAAGCUAGAGGAUUUACAAUUAGGCGGAAAUGAGUUAUCAGAGUUAAGCGAAAUCAACUUGCCUUAUCUGAAAUGCCUUAAUUUAGAAGAUAAUCAAAUCAAUGAUUGGAAUCAAGUGGCUAAACUUGGAUCAUUGCCGAAACUGGAAAUCCUGUUUUUGAAUGGAAAUCAAAUCACAAAAAUACACUCAACAUCAAAUGAUCUAUUUCCAGCUUUAAAUUACCUUAGACUAGAUAAUAAUUUGAUUGACAAUUGGGAUAGCUUGAAUGCAUUGAACCAAAUCACAAGUCUAACUAAAAUUAGAUGCAAACAUAAUCCUAUUACUAAAGACAUGGACAAAGAACUUGAGGCUGCUCAUAUUGCUGGUAGAAUAAAAAACCUCACACACAUCAAUGGCAACACGUUGACUGCCCGAGAGAGAACCGAUUUAGAAAGAUAUUAUUUGAAAUUUUGUACAAAAGAUGGAUCAACAAAAGAAGACAUUGCAGCUGUACAUCCUCGCUAUACUGAAUUGUGUGCACAACAUGGUGAGCCUGAUUUGGGUAUUCAAACAAAAGAAAGUUCAUCAGCACUAAAAGACAGACUGAUUAAUGUCCAGUUAACAACAAGAGAAAGUAUACCUUCCAUGCAUGAUUUCUUGGCUCAAAGACAUCAAGCUGACCUCCCGUUAUUGAUCAGCUCAACACAAAAGAAGUUUCUCAAGACAAUGACGAUUCGAAACGUGAAACAUAUGAUUCAGCGAUUGUUAAAAAUACCUGCUUCAAAUCAGCAUUUGUAUUUGUUACAGCCUAUCUCUGGAGAAAGUGAUCGUGAUUUGAUGGUUAUGGAUAUUGAAGACGAUUUAAGAGACCUAAAGUUUUAUGGUAUCAAUGAUGGAGACGAGAUUUUGGUUUUGAAGGAAUAA